Messenger RNA from Mugil cephalus (flathead mullet), 4801 nucleotides. RefSeq names its product mitotic deacetylase associated SANT domain protein a (gene mideasa). The coding region runs from base 772 to 4029 and encodes 1085 amino acids. Gene Ontology annotation, molecular function: transcription corepressor activity. Gene Ontology annotation, cellular component: histone deacetylase complex; transcription regulator complex. Gene Ontology annotation, biological process: regulation of transcription by RNA polymerase II; negative regulation of DNA-templated transcription. The transcript is spliced from 13 exons. NCBI's taxonomy places the organism in Eukaryota, Metazoa, Chordata, Actinopteri, Mugiliformes, Mugilidae. The record is from RefSeq and is a predicted model, not a curated record.
CAACAGGAUGUGAGUUGAGCUGUUUUGGGGUGAGGCGGUGCGUUUGUGGGUGCCACAACUUUCUGCGUGUUUGCGCAGUUUCGCAGCUCUCCACACGCUCCGGACGAAGCUAAUCGGCGGCCCGGGGUCCGCGGAGCUCCGCAGCAGCAGCGUGGAAAUCUGAGGAAGUACCAGCGGAGGCCGCUGCACGGCGGAGUUGUCUCUCUUUCGCCGUCUCAUGUGUGGUUUUUACUCGUUGACGCGAGGGGGGGAAAGUUGUGGACAUGUUUUCCUGGAAGUGCACGGUUUUACGGAUACAGUGUGCAACAUUGUAACUACGGCGUUUAAUGAGCCUCCUCCAGCCUGCCCGGACUUUGGAGUGCGUCUUCGUGCGGUUGUUAAGUCGCCAUAUUGUGAAACUCGAGAGGAAAGUUGUCAGAGUUAUGACAUUUGCUGCGCACAAUCCCUUCAUGGAGCUGCAUGCAGUCGACUUUGAUCGAAACCAAAGUGACUCCAUGGAGCUGGCCAUGGGGAGCUCAGUGCACCAUUGAUAAGGUCUUGCGCCCUGAAGAGGAUGAGAAGAAUGGGCAGCGGACCACGGAUUUGAUUCUUGAAGGAGGACUGCAUGCUCCCCGCCCUGCACUUUCCUCUGGGAUUUAUAUUUCCUCCCAGACACCUCUGUAUACACAGCUCAAGAAUUCUUAGCAGUGGAAACACACUACGGAGGCACUAACUCGGUUUUUGCAGAGACCAAGCACCGACUUGAGCAUUUUCACACCUUAUAAUAUUACUAUGAGUCUUCCUUCUCAAGUUAAUACUGGCAAGGGAGGUAAGCAUCGGGCGUCAGCCAUGAAAGAGGCGGUGCAGCAUUCAGGGGAGGUUUAUUAUGGAAUGGGACCUCCGGCUUUAGAGGCAAGCCACAGUGACUCUGCCAGCGGCUCUGGUGUUUAUAACCCAGAGAAAGGGCCCCAAAGUCUGCCGCACUAUCAACAGGCUGCUCCAGUUAAGUGGAUGCAGCAGGACUCCAUACAGGCCCCCGGGUGGACUCAGGAAGCUCCUGUAGCAGCGUGGGGGCAGAAUUUUGGCCCUUACAUGGGCGGAGUGAACGUCAGGGGUCAGAUGUUCCACAAAGGAGUCCAUGAAGGUGUCGCUCUGCCGAUGGGGGUAGAAAACCAGCUGCCCGCGCCCGUGGACGUUUACAGGGAUUCCACCCAGCCCCAAGCUCAGGGGAGAGGGCUCGAGUGGGAACAGCACGCCGCCGCCGCUGCAAUGCACCAGGCCCAGCUGCAGGCCUAUCAGCACGGCCACAAGGGCGAGCUCCAGGGUCAGCCGCACGUGCCGCCCCACAACAUGCAGGGGCCCAUGCUGCAGCCGUUCCAGGCGACGUUUAGACCCAACAAGCAGCCGUUCGCCGCCGGGCCGUACUACUCCGUCUUUCCGGGGAACAAGGCGAUGCCAAACCUGGCCUACCCCGAGCAGCCUAAAACUCAGCAGCAACUCAUGCAUCAGAUGCAGCAGCAACAAAUGCAUCAUCAUCACCAGCAGCACCAGCAACAGCAGUUGCAUCAUCAGCAACACAUUCAGUUGCAGCAGCAACAGCAGCAGCAGCAGCAGCAACAACAACAGUUGCAGCAGCAACAGAAAAUCCAGCAGCAUCAAAUGCAGCAGCAGCAGCAGCAAAUGCAGCAGCAAAUGCAGCAGCAGUAUCACCAGCAACAAAUUCAGGAGCGACAGCAACAACUUCAGCAAAUCCAACAGCAGUUGCAUCAACAGAAUGUGCCACAGCAAGAAGCAACACCACCCCCAGUGCAACCAAAGCAACAACAGCAGCAGCAACAACAACAACAGCAGCAGCAGCAACAACAACAGCAGCAGCAACAACUGCAGACCCAAAACUUUGUAGCUUUUCAGCCUCCUGAUCCAUGUCCACCUGACACCGGGUCGGAAAAAGAUGUAAAGCCAGCAGAGCCGCCGCAGGAACCAGAGGCUCAAACCGUUGCUGCUGCCUCAGCCGCACCCGAUCCAUGUCCUGAAAAGAUCCCCGCGAAUCCCGCAGAGGCUCCCGAGGCUCCCUCAGCUCCCUCUCGUCGCUCCCGUCGCCUUUCCAAAGACGGACAGUCCCCUCUGGGGCCCCCUUCGUCAAACCCCUGGCCUCAAGCCUCUAAAGACCCUCCGCCAUCCCUGAACGGAGUAGCAGGUGUGCCGCCUGCGAGAGGAGGGGAGAGCCAGGUGACGACAGGCGGCGUAAUCCAGAUCACCCGCAGGAGAAGGAGGGCGUCCAAGGAGAUCAACCUGGAGACGCUCGCCCAAAAGGCGUCGGAAAUGGAGUCCCUGCCAGCUAAAACAGCUAAGCAGGAAGACGGAGCCUCAGGGAAGCAAGCCUCCAUGGUGCCCCUGGUCAUCCCCGUGUCUGUGCCGGUGCACAGGGGUCAGCCGGAUCCUCAGGGCGUCUGGGCUCACGGGCGUCCCGGUCAAGGGGAGCGGCCGGCUGAUCGCAAGCCUUCCGUGAUCGUGGCUCGCCGGCGGUCACUCAGAUCGGUCAGUUUUGGCCAGGAUGGGGACAGCGACGCGGGGCUGGACGAGGACGGCAAAGCUAAGUGCAAGCGGCGGCCUCGCCCCGAACCCCUCAUCAUCCCGCCUCCCAAACCCUCCACCUUCAUCCCUCCGUCCGUCUACCCCAGCAUCACUUCCUACCAAAGUAACCUGCGCUCGCCGGUGCGCCUGGACAACCCGCUCACCCUGCCGCCGUACACGCCCCCACCCAUCCUGUCUCCGGUGCGGGAGGGCUCCGGCCUCUACUUCUCCACCUUCCUCACCAACAUAGCCGUGAGCAACCAAAUCCUGCCACCGCCGCCUACUCCCAAGUCUGCAGCGCGCAGCCUGUUGCGCUCCACGAGUUCUGAUAUCGAACCCCCUGUCUUGCCUUUGAUCGCCGAUGCCACACCUGUCAGCUUUGAACCGCGCAUCAACAUCGGGCUACAGUACCAGGCGGAAAUUCCUGAUAUGGAAGAAAAACCUUCCGCCCAGUCCGACCAGCACAAAGCUGACCUGGUUUGGGUUCCCCUGGAUGAGUGCAGCCACACACAUGUAGAGGAUUUGAUGAAUGCAGCUUGUUCCAGUGUGUUCAGGGGAGGAGGAACCAAUCAGGAGCUGGUGUUACACUGUUUACAUGAAAGCGGGGGCAAUUUCCUUGAAACACUGGAACGCUUGAUGCUUCAGGACCCAAUUUUCCCCAAAGGCCAUCACCUGGCAGGCUAUCACUACUCAGGCUCCGACAGCUGGACUGCAGAGGAGAAGCGCUACUUCAACAAGGGGAUCUCUGCCUACAGGAAGGAUUUCUUUCUGGUGCAGAAACUGGUGCGGACUAAGACAGUGGCUCAGUGUGUAGAGUUCUACUACACGUACAAGAAGCAGGUGAAGAUCGGUCGCAACGGCAUUUUGACCUUCGGCCCUCCGGAUUCACCCGUGGAGAAGCACGCGGAGGCCGUGGUGGACGUUAAGAGCUCACAGCAGCAGUCUAAAGUGACUCAGGGAGAGGACGAAGGAGAUGACAAGAAGGAUCCUUACGACCACGAGAGCAGCCACCAGGCACGGGUCGCCCAGUCCCUACAGGCCCAUGACUAUGCAGGAACGGUGUUGGUGAUCAAAGAGCCGGACACCGCGAAUAAAGAGGUUCGUCACGCCUCAGUGCAGCCCCGGCCCCGGGCCGAGCCCGCGCCGAAGAAGAGCAAAGCCCCGGCGAAGCCCCCGCAGGAUCCUGAUGCAGUGUUUCCAUGCAAGAAAUGUAACAGGGUGUUUUAUAAAGUGAAGAGUCGCAGCGCCCACAUGAAGAGUCACGCCGAGCAGGAGAAGAAAGCCGCCGCGUUGCGUCAGAAAGAGGAGGAGGAGCAGGCAGCGGCUCAAGCUCGAGCCAGGAAGUUGGCGGCGGCGGCGGCGGCGGCAGCAGCUCAUCAGGGAGGAAAUGGCAAUGGAGUGACAGAUCAGGCGGAGGUCAGCAGCCAGGAAGACUCAUCCGAAGGAGAAGAUGACGACGACGAAGACUGGCAGUGAGAGACAAGAAAACAAAGAGAAAAAUGAACAUGGGAUUGGUAAACAAAGAGCGGAGGCGGUGAGUGGAUCAGGGAGGGAUUAAGAAAAUAUGUAAUAAUGCUCCACGCGGAGCAGAAUAAGCACAAGAGAAUCAAGUCUUCCUCUUAAUCUUCACACUCCUCCCCUGAGUGAAACUGUUUGACCCGUUACUCAGCUUUACACCGUCAGCCAGGCAGUCACACUCCACAUUUUCACGUUUGUAUCUUUUAAAUAUUCAGAGUAACUUUAUUUUUUUGUAAAUGCACUUAAUACUGUGCUCUUCUGCUUUUGCCAAUAAUGCCUUUUUUUUUAUAUUCUUUAUUUAAUUGAAUAUAUAUCAAAACCUUAUACGUCUCCAUCACGUGGACUUAGUGGCUUUUUGAUAUUUCACAAGGUAAUCAGGAUAUCUCGCUUGUUACCAAUUAAACAAGAUCAGAACAAUCUUUACUUCAUAGUUGCAGGCCUUUUAACUAAAGGCAAAAGUGCUUGGGUUUAAAAUCUUUGUCUUAGAAAAAUACUGUGCUGAAUUUUGCAGAUUUCCAUCAGAAUUUUAGGUUGGUUGUACACUUAUUUUUUUUACAACUAAGGGACCUUUGCAAUGAGUAUGUACAAAAAAAAAGUAUAUAUGAGAUUGCCAUAUAUUUAUGAUACUGCAUUUUGCAAUGAUUUUUGGUAAUGAAAAAAAUAAUAAUCAUGUUGGCUGAAAUAUGGCUGGUGAGUUGAGAAAUGUAUUAAAAAGUCUACUGUUUUCUGA